AUGCAUUUUCAGAACCUUCUUUGCAUUCUCAUCGCACACCAAGUAGCUGUGGCUACCACAACAUCAGCAAAGCCCGCUACUCCGUCAUCAGCAAAAGGCAAGGUGCCCAAGAUAGACAAAUGUGCAAGUGCUGCUUUGACAACUGAAUUUUCGGCUGGGUUCAAACAGCCUCACCCUCCAGUUAUUCAAGCCGAGUUCACAACUAGCUUUGUCCAGCACAAAUGGAACCAGAAGAUGUCAUCCAUAUCCACUGGCUUCAUACAUAAUUUGCCGUCGAAAGGCCUUAUCCUGGCUGAUCAAGUCGUCGAUGGGAUGUUAACAUCAUCGGUUUUCGAUUACAACAAUGUCACAUAUGAUGACAACGUGGACCAUACAAUGACCGCGUUUCAGAACGCAUCAAAAAGUCCCGUAGUCUGGAGGGGCUAUGAUGCCGUGAGCUUUCCUAUCCUAACAACCCAGAUGCUCGUAAAUGGGGACGCCGUCUUCAUUGGGCAAGUGACUAGAGAUUUUUCUGGUCGCGGAGUAGGCGUAAGUUCUUACUGA
Molecule: messenger RNA, 543 nt
Organism: Fusarium graminearum PH-1
Lineage: Eukaryota; Fungi; Ascomycota; Sordariomycetes; Hypocreales; Nectriaceae
Exons: 2
Coding region: 1-543 (180 amino acids)
Source: RefSeq, a predicted model, not a curated record